AUGCAAGAUCAAGAACCUUCUCGCCAGCAAGGAGACCAUGCUUCGAGUACCGCAGAACGAUUCUGGGCACUUCAUUGCAUGGGUCUUCUGCUUCUAUCACAGCUUCUUACGAGCUGCGAGGUUGUCGGCGUCGGCGUAUAUGGUACAUCAGAAGAUCAGCAAGAGAUGAAUCUUGAUGCUCCACUACAACUGUGCCACUCGGAGAUGGGUCGGGAACGUGUAGAGACUGCAUGCAGUGUCAUAGGCGUCGCGCACCAAAUUUCAAUGCUACUGAUGCACGAUACAUCCCUUGCGCUUGUCAUGCUGCAAACACCAGGCAAGCUUGCUGUCAGGGCCUCAUUGACGCCCGCCAGCAGGUCAAAUACCCAUAGUGAGCAGGACAUACAAACCGCAAUACCCCCACCCCAAAUGAUCCAAGCCGCACCCACUACCAACGCAACUAUUACUACUACCGAGUAUUUUGAAGCUCCGUCAUUCACGAACAGAACCCUGUGGAACAUUAUCUCCAGCUCCGUUCUCACUAUUUUCGCAUGUACAUACAGCUCUAUCCAUCCAAAUAUCCCGAGUCCUAAGGACAGCCCAUUUUGUAUCCUACGGCGACGACUUGUCAUCAUGAUAGUGGCACUAAUUGCUCCUGAACUCGUCGUAGUAUGGGCAAUGCGCCAGUGGCUUAGCGCUCGUAAGGUUACAAAAGACUACAAGGAAUCAGGGUAUUUCAAUGCUGCUCGGCCGCAGAAGCAGUCUGAAAAUCAUGAGUUGGCUGAAGUGCCUGCAGAGCAACUUGAAGGUGAGCUCGACAUUCUAUCUUACAUCCUGAAUAUGCUUCCUCAUGGCUCGCCUGCUUCUGAAGAUCAUGAUAGCGCCCGGCUUCUCGUAGCGCCUGCUGAAGUGUCCACCUCAAGAUAUGGAGGAACUCAUGCUCUUGCGAAACCAUUCAAACAGUUAUUUCCAGCUUACUUUUCAGAUCAAUCCGAAGAUUACGCGUGGACUCAGACCCACAGCUUCUUUGUGCUGAUGGGCGGGUUUAUGCUUUAUGUAGAUGGGGAACCCUGCCGUACACUACUGCCUGACGGGGUUCUCAAGCUGAUAGGUGAAGGGUGUAUUGAUGCCCCUACCCUAACGGCAAGGCAGAUCAGCGACCGGAGCAAAGGCAAUUUGAUAUCGAAAGGAUUGAUCAUCCUUCAGGUGGCCUGGUUCAUCCUGCAGCUGAUCACCCGCGCGAUUUAUCACCUCGAAACCACCCAGCUGGAAACAGGGACACUCGCGUUUGCGGUUCUCAAUUUCCUGACCUAUGCUGUGUGGUGGAAUAAGCCUCUCGAUGUUCAGUGUCCAUAUCCGGUGUACUGGAAGUCAACCGAGUCAAAGCCAGAGGAUCACAUUGAUGGUGUUAAUCAUGAAGACCAUGUGAUUAUCGCGAUCUUGAAGGCAAUCUUUGGUCCAUUUUUAGAACUGAUGAGCUUAUACGUUCCCAUACGUAAGCUCCGAGUUCCUACAUUUGAUGGCAGCAUCAAACUAGAAACCUCGGACCCUUCGAUAUUGAUACUUGUAUUUUCCGGAAUGCUGAUUGCGACCAUCUUUGGCGGCAUCCAUUGUAUGGCUUGGUCUUUUGCCUUUCCUACAAACCAAGAACAGGUCCUGUGGCGCAUCAGUGCCGUCGCUAUAACUUGCACACCCUGGAUUGAAGUCAUUUUGCCUGCAAUCACUAAAGUUGUAGGCCUAGGUAACAUAAUGUAUAUGGUUGCUGCGCAUAUGUUUGGCCUGUUGUACAUUGUAUCUCGUGGUAUCCUCUUGGUACUUAUGUUCACGACAUUACGCAAUCUUCCUCUUGACGCAUACAAGACGGUGUCCUGGACUAGUUUUGUGCCGCACUUGUAA
Suillus clintonianus is the source of this 1875-nucleotide messenger RNA. RefSeq lists its product as uncharacterized. The record is from RefSeq and is a predicted model, not a curated record. Lineage: Eukaryota; Fungi; Basidiomycota; Agaricomycetes; Boletales; Suillaceae. The coding region runs from base 1 to 1875 and encodes 624 amino acids. The transcript is spliced from 8 exons.